This is a messenger RNA of Tupaia belangeri chinensis (Chinese tree shrew), 2348 nucleotides long. RefSeq names its product trifunctional enzyme subunit alpha, mitochondrial-like. Gene Ontology annotation, molecular function: enoyl-CoA hydratase activity; NAD+ binding; long-chain (3S)-3-hydroxyacyl-CoA dehydrogenase (NAD+) activity. NCBI's taxonomy places the organism in Eukaryota, Metazoa, Chordata, Mammalia, Scandentia, Tupaiidae. Gene Ontology annotation, biological process: fatty acid beta-oxidation. The record is from RefSeq and is a predicted model, not a curated record. Gene Ontology annotation, cellular component: mitochondrion; mitochondrial fatty acid beta-oxidation multienzyme complex.
GAGACGCGCUACCCAGUUUCGUCCUCUCCGGCUCAAGAUGGUGUCCUCCCGAGCAAUUGGCAGCCUCUGACGCUUCACUGCCUUCAGGACCCUCCGCUCCCGAGGUUAUACCUGCCGCAACUUUUCAGGCUCUUCUCCUUUACUAACCAGAACCCAUAUCAGCUAUGGAGUCAAAAGGGAUGUGGCAUCUCGAAUUAAUUCACCCAAUUCAAAGGUAAAUAUACUAAAUAAAGAGCUACAUUCAGAGUUCACAGAAGAAAUGAAUGAAAUCUGGGCCAACGAUCAAGUCAGAAGUGCCGUCCUGAUCUCCUCUAAGACAGGCUGCUUUAUUGCCGGUGCUGAUAUCAACAUGUUAGCCUCUUGCAAGACCUCUCAAGAAGUAAUGCAGUUAUCACAGGAAGGAAAGAGAAUGUUUGAGAAACUCGAGAAGUCCUCAAAGCCUAUUGUGGCCACCAUCAGUGGAUCCUGCCUGGGAGGAGGACUUGAGCUUGCUAUUGCAUGCCAAUACAGAAUAGCAACAAAAGACAGAAAAACAGUAUUAGGUACCCCUGAAGUCUUGCUGGGCAUCCUACCAGGAUCAGGAGGCACACAGAGGUUGCCUAAAAUGGUGGGCGUGCCUGCUGCUUUUGACAUGAUGCUGACUGGUAGGAACAUCCGUGCAGACAGAGCAAAGAAGAUGGGUCUGGUUGACCAGCUGGUGGAACCCCUAGGACCAGGAAUAAAACCUCCAGAGGAACGGACGAUUGAAUACCUAGAAGAAGUUGCAGUUACUUUUGCUAAAGGACUAGCCGGAAGAAGAUCUCUUCCUAAGAGAGAAAAAGGAUUGGUGGAAAAAUUGACAUCAUACGCCAUGACCAUUCCAUUUGUCAGGCAACAAGUUUAUAAGAAGGUGGAAGAAAAAGUGCGAAAGCAGACUAAAGGCCUUUAUCCUGAACCUCUGAAAAUAAUUGACAUGGUCAAGACUGGACUCGAGCAAGGGAAUGCUGCUGGUUAUCUCUCUGAGUCUCAGACAUUUGGAGAGCUUGCAAUGACCAAAGAAUCAAAGGCCUUGAUGGGACUUUACCAUGGCCAGGUCCUGUGCAAGAAGAAUAAAUUUGGAGCUCCACAGAGGGAUGUGAAGCAUCUAGCUAUUCUGGGUGCAGGACUGAUGGGAGCCGGCAUCACUCAGGUCUCCGUGGAUAAGGGGCUGAAGACCAUACUGAAAGAUGUCACACUAUCCAGGCUGGGCUGAGGACAGCAGCAGGUGUUCAAAGGAUUGAAUGAUAAAGUGAAGAAGAAAGCCCUAACAUCAUUUGAAAGAGAUUCCAUCUUCAGCAACUUGACUGGGCAGCUCUAUUACCAGGGUUUUGAGAAGGCCGACAUGGUGAUCGAGGCUGUGUUUGAGGACCUCAGUCUCAAGCACAAAGUGCUGAAGGAAGUAGAAGCCGUGAUUCCAGAUCACUGUAUCUUUGCCAGUAACACAUCUGCCCUCCCAAUCAGUGAAAUUGCUGCCGUCAGCAAAAGACCUAAAAAGGUGAUCGGCAUGCACUACUUCUCCCCCGUGGACAAGAUGCAGCUGCUGGAGAUCAUCACGACUGAGAAGACCUCCAAGGACACGACCGCGUCACCUGUGGCCGUCGGUCUCAAGCAGGGGAAGGUCAUCAUUGUGGUUAAGGACGGGCCUGGCUUCUACACCACCAGGUGUCUUGCCACACUGGUGGAUGAAGUCUCUGCUUCCCUUCCUUUUCAGGAAGGCGUUGACCCUAAGAAGCUGGAUUCCCUGACCACAAGCUUUGGCUUUCCUGUGGGUGCUGCCACACUGGUGGAUGAAGUUGGCGUGGAUGUUGCAAAACAUGUGGCAGAAGAUCUAGGCAAAGCCUUCGGGGAGCGGUUUGGGGGUGGAAACAUAGACCUGCUGAAGCAGAUGGUGUCCAAGGGCUUCCUGGGUCACAAGUCUGGGAAGGGCUUUUACAUCUACCAGGAGGGUGUGAAGAAUAAGAGUGUGAAUUCCGACAUGGACAGUGUUUUGGCAAGUGUGAAGGUGCCGCCUAAGUCUGAAGUCUCCUCUGACGAAGACAUCCAGUACCGCCUGGGGACAAGGUUUGUGAAUGAGGCAGUCUUGUGCCUACAGGAAGGGAUCUUGGCCACGCCUGCAGAGGGAGACAUCGGAGCCGUCUUUAGCCUCGGCUUUCCCCCUUGUCUCGGAGGGCCCUUCCGCUUCGUGGAUCUGUACGGUGCUCAGAAGAUCGUGGACCGGCUCCAGAAGUACGAGGCUGCCUAUGGAAAGCAGUUCACCCCGUGCCAGCUGUUCCUGGACCAUGCCAGCAGCCCUAGCAAGAAGUUCUACCAGUGAGCAGGCCACGGGCCCU